Molecule: messenger RNA, 3939 nt
Organism: Trypanosoma theileri
Lineage: Eukaryota; Euglenozoa; Kinetoplastea; Trypanosomatida; Trypanosomatidae
Exons: 1
Coding region: 1-3939 (1312 amino acids)
Source: RefSeq, a predicted model, not a curated record
AUGGAGGGAUCAAAUCAGGGUGGGAAGCCAUCCAAAGGGGCUGAUUUCCCCACUCUCACAGUGUUGCAGGAGAGAUUACCAGAACUAUUCGCUGCAUUUGAGAGAAAGAAGAAGGGUGCGAAUGGUACCCGCAACAGUACUGACGAUAACUGUAUGGACCUAAUUCAUGAUCGUGAUGCUAUGGCUUUGCUGCAACAUCUGCGGGCCAGUGGAUGUGGUGCCUCCCGUAUUUGCGCAGAUGUUGCUUCUGAGUCUUGUGGUAAUUCUUCAGCCCCUGCUGCUACUUUGGUCUCUACACCUCCACUAGGCCCUGUAGAACGCAUGCAGCAAAAAAGAGUCAACACGAUGCCCACCAAGAAAAGGCGUAAGGACGGUGUGAGUCCGUUAUCGACUGCAGGAACAUCACCUUCUUCCUUUGCUAUCCCUGCCUCUAGUGGAAUGGAUGAUAACAGCGGCAGCACCAUAGCCCCGCCUAGUCGUAAUCGCAACGCUAAGUCAGUACUAUCAGAAUCACCACGCCGUUUACCUCGAGACGCUUUAGGUAGUGGCGGUAAAGUGGAUGGACAGUUUACAGCUGAUAAUUCGGCCAGUGACUUUUCCAGUGGAAUGGCAAUUGUGCAGCUAAUGCAACAAUGCAGUGGUGGUGUUUGCCUUUCACUGGAUCGUUCGGAUGACGCUGCAGAGGAGACGGAUGGUGCCAGUGGUGGUGCUUUAUCAAAUCCUUCGGUGACAAACUCUUCAUCUUCACUAAAUGGCGGUGUAACACUACCGAUGGGUCCACUGUCAGAGCGCAGAUUGCAGGCACAACUUGCCGCGGCGUUGUCUUGGGGAUCGCCUGUAACAGGCAUGGAAAGAGAUGAUGAGGAUGAGGAUGACUCUGGUAGGAUGUCGCGAAUGAGACGCUCAUUGGCUGAUGCCCCUUCAAAUCUUGAUGACCCGUUAAUGAUGAUGGAACUGCUACGCUGUAUAGACCCUCAUGGGCAUUGGGUAUUACAAAAAGCAGAUGCUGGUGGUGAUGAUGUUGGCAACGGUGAGAAACUCUAUGGUGAUGAUAGUGACAAUGGUGCCGUUGAUGUUAUUGAAGAAGAUGAAGAGGAUGAAGUUGAUGUUCGGUCAUUCUAUGGUGAGGACCCUGAUUAUCUCAAGAAAAUUAAUAAAAUGGAUACACUAAGCCUUUCAACAAUGCGAGAACUGGCAACGUGUUGGGGUAUUCAGUUUGACGAAGAUGAAGAUGAUGAAGUGUAUCGUGGGAACAUCACCGAACACUUUCGACUUCUUGCUGUCACAAUCGUUUCGGUUCUCUCAGAUCGUUUUGAAGCACAGACAUCAUCUACAUCAUCAUCUCCAGGAGGAGGUGGUGGUGGGAACAACAAUAAUGGUAAUGGUAAUAAGAGACCACAAAAUGGAUCACUGGGCAGCUUCCCAACAGACGGUACUAUGUCAGAGUUAGUAGCUCAGAGAGAAGAUGAACGAGUUGAACGUGUGCGUAGGGUUUUACUAUCAUUAAGACAUGAUAUUUUUAGGCUAAAUUCUGAUCAUUUAAGGCACUUUGCCAAUAUAUUUGGUUUUGUGGAUCGAAGUUGUACCCCUGAGGAGAUAUUUAUGGCUAUCUCAGCACUUGGAGUAUUAACAUUCUUUCAGCCAUUACCAACACCCCUUCUGGAAAAGGUCUGUCAAGAACUUUCAAUUCCCACCAAUGAUAAAGCUACUGAAUCUGUUGAUCCUAAUCAACUACCUCUAUUACUGGCACAGAAAAUCAGUCACUAUUUUUAUCCACUUAGGCAGUCUGUACCAAGCAUAACAAAGUUUGAAUUUAUGCCAGAGAUGCAAAUUCAUGAGCAUGCUCCUGGACGCUACACGUGUACUAUUGAUCAUGCAAACCUCAUGAAGGUAUUGACGUUGCAACGACUUAUAAGUAAUCGUUUUAGUUGCAACAAAAUAAGGUGGCACGCGAUUUUAACAGUGGUGAACGAACAGAUAAGUUUCUGCGUUUGGCAUCGACACAGUGAAGCUCUUCAAGUACAUAUGGUUAUACGAACUCAAGAUCCCAAGAAAAAGAGGAAAAGUAAUAGCAAUAUUAAUAAUAAUAAUAAUAAUAAUAAUAAUAAAGAUUCUCCACAGAUUCAAGAAAUUUCCCUCAAAGAGACAUCAGCUUUGUAUUUGGAGCGUGAAAUAGAUGCUGCUCCAGGUGAACUUGUUGGUUUUGAAAACUUUGUCUCGUUACCGGAUGCGUUACGCAGUUCUACAAUGUCUCAGUUCGGUUACCGUCUGUACAAUAGUGCUGAAGAUCGUCUUGUAUUUCAAUACGCCAUGGAAUUGAUGAAUAUUGAUGGUAGUCCAUUUAUGGAUAAGGGGAGAACACAGUCGAACAGCACUCAUCAAAACGGAAAAACUACGUCUACAAAACGUGGUAGCAACCAGAAUGGUGACCCUUCUAACGAUAGUGAACGGGCUGCAGCAUUGGAAGAGGAAAAACGUCAAAAAGAAUGGGGAAAGGUCGUUUUUAAACUAGGAAAGAGUGAAACACAGGGACGUGAAAUCAUUGAGCAAGCUUGGAAUAAUUGUUUCCGACAAUUGAUGAAUGAGCAUAGUAAGGCGUAUCAGAAGGCUGUACAAAAAAAGAAAGAACGUGAACGCAAGUUGCUUCUUGCAAAAGUUGGGCCUAACCCUGAAUUACAAAGAGAAUUAGAUGUGCUAAACCAGACUGUUACCACUAAUCGCGCUCAAGUUGCCAAAUUAACAAAGGAAAAAGUAAAAGAGGAAGAAAACAUUGAACGAUUACAGGUACAAAUUGAAGAAGGUAACCUCGAACUUGAACGAUUAGAACAAUUACUAAAGAGUAGAAAUGAGGUACUUUCUAACGUUGAGGCAGAAACGGCUAACCAUUUGGCUAAGGCUAAAGAACGUGAAGAAGCUAAACGACGAAAACAGGAAUGGACACCAGCGUUAAGUAUUCCAGAACUUUCUACUAUGCGUCAUGAGACAUUAGCUAUUAAUGAUUUACAAUCUUUCUGGGCUCCUCCUUGUACAAAUGGUAUUAACUCACGCGAUUUUGGGUCUGCAAUAACCCCCACACGUUCUUCUCCGCAAUGUUCACCACAAAUCCUACCAACCGCUGCACCUGGGAUGAGCCCUAUGGCUCUUGCUACUACUGGUAGUAACGGCAGUGGACCCUCUAUUCCGUUACCACGUUCUGCAGCAGUGAGCAAUGGUGGAACUUUUUCAUCAUCGUUACUACCAUCUUCUACGGAUGGAGUAAUCGGUGCUGAUCUGACAUCUUGGGCUCCGCUCACUGACUCGUCUGGUUUUACUGGUAUUCGGGGAAAUAAUAACAUGAACACUGUCGGUAGAUAUGAUAGUCUAUCUACAGCCUUUUCUACACAAUUACCGUUAUUGCAAACAGAUUCGGCACAUAUUUCUGGUAUGGAUAUCAUGGGAGGAGGAUCUUCUGUAGGACAGAGUUCUGGAUUCACUGUAACUGCUCCAUUUACUACCGCUAACGCGAUAGCACGUUUCACAUUGGAUGCCAACGCUCGACCUUUUACUCCAACCUCAAUGGUAGGAGGUCAAACCAGCAGCAGUACAGCUUCACACUCCAACUACACCGCUACUGCAGGAGUUGCCUCUGUUGUGCCGCGAUCACCCGCCACCAUCACAUCCCCAAUGGCAGGAAUGUCUGGCCAGAGCCCUAUCGUUGGCAGCGGUGUAUUCCCUGAGAAGCCGCGAUAUACAUCCGUCUCUACACCUGUUCCUGCUUCUACCACUACGGCUGCUUCUACUACUUCUGUUACCUCCUCACAUGGGGUGUUCAGUACAGGUCCAAUACAGAGUACUGCAUCGCUCUUUGGUUUGCCUGGUCCCUCUAAUGGUAUGGGGACCACCCCACAGCAACUCGACAAUGGUCUCUCCCUCAACUUCACAACAGCUCCAUGGAAUUAG